GGAAGAGGAGAAGAGGAGGAGAGAGGAGCAGAGCGGAGCAGCGCUGUGGCAGCAGACAGAAACCUCUCUGCACUGCGAGAUCGUCCAAUUACUCAGGAGAUCACACCUGGACCUCGACUGAAAUGAUCACUAAAUAAGAUAUAUAGAUAUAUAUGUUUUAUCACCUCAGCAACGAACCAUCGGCAUCCAGGUUCUGGCGGAGACGCUCCGUUUCUGUCCAUACUGUGUGAAGAAAGCAUGAACUUCUUUCACCCAACGUGCCGGAUCUCACCCUUACUCUAAGUGUUUGCCAUAAACAUGGGCGACUCCAACAUCAGCCACAUGGUGGCAGCGUACACAGAGAUGCAGGAGGGUCACCCAGCAGGAAAGUUGGAUCUUUACGUGGACAACUACGACAUGGACUACGGUAUCCCCCCCGAUGACAUCCCAGACACCACACAGGGCCAGGCUUUCUUUGUGGCCACCAUUGUUAUCGGCGUGGUCCUCGUCUCCAUCAUGCUCAUCUGCGGGCUGGGAAACUUCAUCUUCAUCGCCACGCUGACGCGCUACAAAAAGCUCCGCAACCUCACCAACCUGCUCAUCGCCAACCUGGCCAUCUCAGACAUCAUCGUGGCCGUGGUGUGCUGCCCGUUCCUGGUGGACUACUAUGUGGUGAAACAGCUCUCCUGGAGCCACGGACUGGUGCUGUGCGCCUCCAUCAACUACCUGCAGACCGUGUCGCUCUACGUGUCCACAAACGCUUUGCUCGCCAUUGCAAUUGACAGGUACAUGGCGAUAGUUCACCCUCUUCGUCCUCGUAUGAAGUACCAAACUGCGUACUGGCUGAUCACUGGAGUCUGGAUUGUCCCGAUACUGAUAUCCAUCCCAUCUGCCUACUUUGCCUCGGAGACGAUGUACCCUCAUGGCGGCAGCACCUCGGCCACUCACAAAGUCUUCUGUGCCCAGAUUUGGCCUGUGGACCAGCAAGCCUACUAUCGCUCAUACUUCUUGGUUGUUUUCGCCGUGGAGUUUGUCGGGCCUGUGAUCGUCAUGGCGAUGUGUUACACCCAAAUCUCCCGAGAGCUCUGGUUCAAGAACGUGCCGGGGUUCCAGACGGAGCAGAUCAGGAAGCGGCUGCGCUGCCGCCGCAAGACGGUGAUGGUCCUGAUCGGGAUCUUGACCGCGUACAUCCUGUGCUGGGCACCGUAUUACGGCUACACCAUCCUGCGGGACUUCCACCCGACGCUGAUCACUCGACGGAAGAACUCACUGGUGGCCUUCUACAUCAUCGAGUGCAUUGCCAUGAGCAACAGCAUGAUCAAUACCUUCUGUUUUGUCAGUGUCAAAAACAACACAGUGAAGCAUCUGAAGAAAAUUGUAUUGCUGCGCUGGAGGUCAACGUACGCCCCCAGUAAGACUGCGGAUGAGAUAGAUAUGAAGACGUCCAGCCUGCCCGUAACAGAGGAAACCGAAUGUAUUCACCUGAGGUGAAGGGAAGAAAAUGUGUAAUCUGUCAGUCGUUGAGAUUUUUUUUAACCGUUGAUAGAAAAAACUACAUAGCAGACGGAAAAAGUCUUAACAAACCCUAAAGGCUUUUCAGGCGACGUUUUGAUUACUGUGUAGAUAAGUGAUACAGCACCUUAUCAGAAGUAAUCUGAAUGAGGAUUUCUGCCAUGAGACCAAAGACCAUGUUAAACAAACACUGAAAGUAAGUGUUUACGGAGAUCAAAGAUCUUAGUGGCCCUUUCCCAAUGUGCACCCUCACUUAAUCCCAGUCUGUUUGUGCCAUGUUGAGUAUUUUAUUGUCAAUUUCCAUAAAUUGGCACCUUUACUGAUGGAAUUACCCACAGCUCAUUGCGCAAGAGUCACAAAUCAAUCGCCAACCUGAGGAACUGUACAUUUGACAUUACAAGACAAAAAGUUUUAAAGUUGGGGUUGGAGAUCCUGGAAAAACAGUUGAAGCAGGUCACAUUUUGAAU
Solea senegalensis (Senegalese sole) is the source of this 1958-nucleotide messenger RNA. It is a transcript of the gene prokr1b, whose product is annotated as prokineticin receptor 1b. The record is from RefSeq and is a predicted model, not a curated record. Gene Ontology annotation, molecular function: neuropeptide Y receptor activity. Gene Ontology annotation, biological process: neuropeptide signaling pathway. The coding region runs from base 298 to 1470 and encodes 390 amino acids. Gene Ontology annotation, cellular component: membrane. The transcript has 3 exons. Lineage: Eukaryota; Metazoa; Chordata; Actinopteri; Pleuronectiformes; Soleidae.